AAAAAUUACUUAUGUUCAAGAAUCUGAAUUUGAAAACAAAAGAGAUGAAAAGUUAUAUAAGAAUCAAAGUUUUUUAAAUAAUUUGGAAGUUGACGAAACAAUGACUAAUGUAUGUGAUGAAAAAGUGGCUUCGAUUACAGAAAAUAGUGUCGAUGAGAGCCGUACUAGCAGAUGCUACAUAAAUGAGAGUACAAGCUCAUUGGAAUCAUCUUCAUCGUCAACAUUUAUACCUCUUAUUUACAACCGAUGCAAAAAAUUGAUACAAAAUGGAUCAAUUUUGCCUCCUUUAAGAUUAUCUAUGCAAAACAUUAAAUUGAUCAAUACAUGCCCAAUUGACAGUAUUAUCGAACUCUUUAAUGCGGCUUACUGUUUUCAAAGUUCAUUUAAAGAAUUAGUUUUUGAAAUACUUAUGUCACAAAAACCACAUGAUGAUAUUUUUGAAAUUCUAGACAAACACAGUAAAUCUUACUCUAGGAAUGUUUAUUAUACCGAAAGAAUGGAAUACUGUAAAUCUCAACCGAAGAUAUAUUCACAAACUGAAACACCCGAGUGGCUUUUAAUUGAUUGUAAAGACAAAGUUGUCCGUUUGUUUGAAAAAGUGAUGGCAGAUAAUUAUUGUGUACAAAAAACAAUUAAAUGCUUAUGUAGUUAUGAAAACACAUAAAAAUAUAACGGACAAACAGUGAACAUAAAUUUUAAAAUGGAUGGAAAUUUAAUUAGUGAGCGAACAUUACUUACAAACUUUUUUCGAAAAAAAAAUAAAAAAUGCUACAAAUGCACUAUUAGAGAAGCAUCAGUAAACUACAAAAUAAAGAGUUACUUUUGUGUUGAAUUAGAGACUGAUUUUCUCUAUCAUAGACACAUGGAGUGUAAUCUGAAUAGCAUUCCUAUAAGUUUAAAUCUUUGCAAUGAAGAAUACAAUUUAGUUGGUCUUAUAGCGUUUGAUCAUGGUAGUGAUAUGCUACAUUAUUAUACAUUCAUCAGAUUGAACGAUGGACAAUGGGAAGAACUAAAUAAUUUGAAAAACAACAUUAUAUGUCAUUCAAAAGGAAGCAAAAUAAAAGUCAGACCAGCUUUAGUGUUUUACAAGAGGAAAAAUAUUUAUAAAAGAAACUUAUUGACGUAUUAAUAAAUCAAAAGUACCAUUUCGGAUAUUUUGAAGAAAAUUUGAAAAGCGUUGGUACAUAUUUAAUAGUUCUUCUUACUUUUUGGCAAUAAGUAGGUUCAUAUCGCUAUCACUUGAUGCUGGAUUAUAAUUAUGUAUCGCACGUAUAUUGUAUACAGUAUAUUGUAUUUAGAAAAGUUUUUGGUUAAAAUGUUUGAUAAAUUUGUAAUAAAAGCUUUCCAAAAGAACUGAUAAAAUCAAA
Messenger RNA from Nasonia vitripennis (jewel wasp), 1367 nucleotides. RefSeq lists its product as uncharacterized. Lineage: Eukaryota; Metazoa; Arthropoda; Insecta; Hymenoptera; Pteromalidae. The coding region runs from base 701 to 1129 and encodes 142 amino acids. The record is from RefSeq and is a predicted model, not a curated record. The transcript is spliced from 2 exons.